ACAUUGAACUUGUGAAAGUCAGUUAAUGUAAAGUUGACAACCCCAAACUGGGAAAGAAAACGCUCGAUAGUACAGUAUUCUCGCCCUGCCGAGUAUGAACUAGAUAGCUAGGUGAAGACGUUAAAAGGCAAGCAAAUGCUCUGGAAGAGAAGCUAACCAGAGGUGUGCCACCAUGUCGUGCGGUACCCGGUUGAUGUUCCUCUCACGCUCUGUAGUGCGUUUGAGCCAAAUACAGUGGCAGCUGGUGCCAAGAUGCCACAUGAGCAGCAAAACCACUACACCGCGCUACAAAGCUGUCAUUUUUGACAUGGGGGGUGUGCUGCUGCCGUCACCCUAUCACAAGGCAACAGAAUGGGAGCAGCAGAAUGGCAUUCCAGCAGGCACUAUUGGGCAGGCCAUCAGAACCGGUGGGGAGACUAAUGCUUGGAAGAAGUUCAUGCGUGGGGAGCUGGGUGCUGAAGAAUUUGUAGAGGCGUUCAGCAAGGAGUGCACAGAGAUAGCGGGCUGCCCGGUGCCAGCCAACUCCUUCCUGUCGGCUCUGACGAGCGGCAUCAUGGCCCAGCCCCUCCCUGCCAUGGUGGAGGCAGUGCAGUGUCUGCGUGCAGAGGGCCUAAAGACUGCUGUACUGAGCAACAACUUCUUCCUGCAGGGUGGCGCCACCUACCUGCCACUUGACCGCUCUCUCUUUGAUGUGAUAGUGGAGUCAUGUCUGGAGGGCAUGUGUAAGCCUGACCACAGGAUAUACCACCUGUGUGUGGAGAGACUUGGGGUAUCGCCACAGGAAGCUGUGUUUCUGGAUGACAUCGGAGGCAACGCUAAGGCUGCAGCCCAACUGGGCAUGCAUGCAAUCAAGGUUGUGGACCCUGUAGUGGCAGUGAAGGAGCUGGAAGGAGUGCUGGGAUUCUCCCUAUCAGGGUUCAUUCCUGGGACCCGUGCGGCUAGAGGGGCCAUGCAGCUCUCUGUCACCCAGCUCACACAGUACCUGCGGACAGUCCUCCAGCUCUCUGACAAAGAGCCUGUCAGUGUGCGGCAGUUUAGCCAUGGCCAGUCUAAUCCCACCUACCUGCUGACUGUUGGGGGGCGGCAGCUUGUGCUGAGGAAGAAACCGCCGGGGAAGCUGCUUCCGUCCGCUCACGCUGUGGAGAGGGAGUUCAGAGUUCUUAAGGCCCUGGGCAGCGCGGGAGUCCCUGUACCUGAGGUCAUCACUUUGUGUGAAGAUCCCAGCGUUCUUGGCACUCCUUUCUACCUGAUGGAGUACUGCCCGGGGCGGGUGUUCCUGGACCCCUCUCUGCCAGGACUGAGUGCCGAAGAGCGGCAGGCGGUAUACCAGGCCAUGACCCACGUCCUCUGCCAGAUCCACAAAGUGGACAUUGAGGCUGUGGGGCUGGCGGACUACGGCAAGCCAGGUGAGUAUGUGGCGAGGCAGGUGCACAGGUGGACGCAGCAGUACAGAGCCAGUGAGACACACCCCAUCCCCGCCAUGGAGAGGCUGAUCGAGUGGUUCCCACAGCACCUCCCCCAGCACCAGAGCACCGCCGUGGUACACGGGGACUUCAGGCUGGACAACUUAGUAUUCCACAAGGACAAGCCGGAGGUGGUAGCGGUGCUGGACUGGGAGCUCUCCACAUUGGGGGACCCUCUGUCUGACCUGGCCUCAAGCUGCAUGGCCCACUACCUGCCACCUGACUUCCCCAUCCUGCGAGGGAUCAGUCGGAGUGACCUCCCCUCUCUGGGUAUCCCUUCUGCGGAGGAAAUCUUCAGCAAGUACAGUCGCGCCAUGGGCCUGGAGGGCAUUGCCAACUGGCAGCUCUACAUGGCCUUCUCUUUCUUCAGAGUGGCGGCCAUCCUGCAGGGCGUGUACAAGCGCUCUCUCACAGGACAGGCAAGCUCCGCCAGAGCAGAGAGUGCAGGGCGGUUGGCUGAGCAGAUGGCCAACCUGGCCUGGGACUUCGCCACAAAGGAAGGCUUCCGCAUCUUCAACGAGAUGCCCGGGGGGCCCCAGCAGGGGGGCACGGGGGGCAGUGGCCCCUCUCGCAGCCGGGGAUUCUCUACCUGGUCCGGUCAGAAGCAGGGCAGUCCGCAGUCCACCUGCACCUCCCUCCCAGGCCACCGCCCGUCCUCGAGCGGCCCCACUCAUCCCCCACCAGCCCCCGCAGCCACGGGACUGAUCAUCUCCCCCGCUGGGCUGCCCCCACGGGCCCAGGAGCUCCAGCUCCUGCUGGGGCGGUUCAUCAAGGAGCACGUCCUCCCCGCUGAGCAGCAGCUUCGAGACCACCAGGCGUCCGCACAGCGCUGGACCCCUCACCCCCUCAUGGAGGAGCUGAAGGGCAUGGCCAGGGAGCGGGGCCUGUGGAACCUGUUCAUCCCGUUGGAGACAGACCCAGAGGGCAGGUUUGGCGCUGGCCUGACCAACGUGGAGUAUGCACACCUCUGUGAGCUCAUGGGCCGCUCGCUGUACGCCCCUGAGGUGUUUAAUUGCUCAGCUCCAGACACAGGGAACAUGGAGGUGCUGAUUCGGUAUGGGACCCAGCAGCAGCAGGAGGAGUGGCUCCGCCCUUUGCUGGACGGCAGCAUCCGCUCCUGCUUCGCCAUGACUGAGCCCAAGGUGGCUUCAUCAGAUGCAACCAAUAUAGAGGCCUCAAUCACAGAGGAUAAAGAUUUCUACAUUCUCAAUGGGCACAAGUGGUGGACAUCAGGGGCCCUGGACCCCCGCUGUAAGCUUUGCGUGUUUAUGGGGAAGACGGACCCCACAGCACCCCGACACCGCCAGCAGUCCAUGAUCCUGGUUCCCAUGGACACCCCAGGGGUCAGGGUGGUCCGGCCUCUAUCUGUCUACGGGACAGAGGACGCCCCAGGGGGUCAUGCCGAACUCCUGUUUCAGAAUGUUCGUGUCCCGCGGAGCAAUAUCCUAUUGGGCCCUGGGCGCGGGUUCGAGAUUGCCCAAGGCCGUCUGGGGCCCGGCCGCAUCCAUCACUGCAUGAGGCUAGUGGGCCACGCUGAGAGGGCCCUGGAACUCAUGAAGGAGAGGGUGAAGACACGAGUAGCUUUUGGUAGGCCUCUGGCGGAACAAGGGACUAUCCUUGCCGACAUAGCCCACUCCCGAAUGGAGAUUGAGCAGGCAAGGCUGCUGGUGCUGAAAGCCGCUCACCUCAUGGACACUGUGGGGAACAAGGUGGCUGCCCCUGAAAUUGCCAUGAUUAAAGCUGUUUGCCCAAGUAUGGCUCUGAGGGUCAUUGACCGGGCCAUCCAGGCGUUUGGGGCAGCGGGCCUCAGCAACGACUCACCCCUGGCACUGUUCUACAGCUGGGCCCGUGCUUUGCGGCUGGCAGAUGGGCCGGACGAGGUCCACCGGACUGCCGUGGCCAAGAUGGAGCUGAGGCGGUGAUCUUGAUGCACUACUCCCCAAGGGGAAGCCUGUUAGUCCACCAGUAGUCCCACACAGCCAGGAGACAGAGUGCUGCCACUGACAAAGGGCCUUGUAUGCAGAACCCCCAGCUGCCAAAUUAUGUCAUUACAGUGUAUCCCCAUAGCAUUGCUGUUACACUGUCAUGUUAUCAGAAGCAUUGCACUAACACCAUGUCAGCUGGAACACCUUCAAAUGGACUCUCCGGAGAACCAAACUGUAGAAGAUUUGCCUGCUGCUGCUGUGGCCAACACCUUGGGAAAAUUCUUGAAUUAAAGUAAUGUAUUUCAUUAGAGCACAUGGUUGAUGUUGUGAGAUUCAAACAGGCCAAUGCCUCCUCACACUCCUGGUUAUGGGAAAUGCAGGUUUUAUUUUUUUAUUCGAAUUGAUAAACAAAUACACUAAAUGCACCUCCUCUGGUCUUUAUUAAUCAAAUGACUGUGAGAUGAAUCAGCCUUAA
Molecule: messenger RNA, 3863 nt
Organism: Megalops cyprinoides (Indo-Pacific tarpon)
Lineage: Eukaryota; Metazoa; Chordata; Actinopteri; Elopiformes; Megalopidae
Product: acyl-CoA dehydrogenase family member 10-like
Exons: 21
Coding region: 173-3385 (1070 amino acids)
Molecular function (GO): flavin adenine dinucleotide binding; oxidoreductase activity, acting on the CH-CH group of donors
Source: RefSeq, a predicted model, not a curated record